GCAGCAGCAGCAUCAGCAGAGGAAUAUCUCCCAAUAUCCCAUCCUGGGCACGUCGGAUAAGCUGCAGCAGCGAAAAACACGAGGCGAAUAUUGCGGUGGACGGGAACGGGAACAUGCUCCGUGGGAUUUCGCACCUCUCACUCUGUCUGGGAGGCAGUUUGGGCUUGUUAUGGGGGUGACCGGAAGCAGAGAGUGACAGAGGAACAGUGAUGCUACUGUUUACAUAACGAGAGACUCACACACAUAUACACACACACACACACACACACACACAGACACACAUACACGCACACAUGCUCGAAUCGCCUGUCCAGGACAUACACACUUGCUUAAAACACUUCCACACAUACACGCGCAUACAGACACAUAUUCAAGGGACUCGCUGACUGAGUCACCACACACUCAGAGGCACAGAAUCACUGACUCACACACAGGACCAAAAACACGCACAGACACACACACACACACACAAAAGGAAAAAGGUUUUGGGAGAGUCAGAGCUGUGUGUUGUCUGUGCUACGGGCCAAGCUGAGCAGCAGCUGUGUGUGAGUGUUGGAUACCUCUGAAGGGUCAACACAGCCACAACCCUCGCCCUCCCCUACCAUCCCUCAUCUCCCAGCUGCCCUUAAACGCACCACCAUGUUCGAGCAGAGGACCUGGAGAACUCCCUCGCCCCCUGUCCCAUCUUUCUCCUCCCCGUUCAGGUUUCUAUCCCUCCUUUUUUCCCUCUGCCUCUCCCUUUCCCUUUAUUUGGCCUCCUCUUCAGCACAGCAGACUGUGCCUGUCAUCUCCACGGUGCAGGGCCGCAUCCGUGGCAUCCUGACCCCGCUCCCCUCCGACCUCUUGGGGCCUGUCAUUCAGUACCUGGGAGUACCAUACGCAAGGCCUCCAACGGGGGACCGGCGCUUUCAGCCACCAGAACCUCCUCUGCCCUGGCCAGGAAUAAGAAAUGUGACGCAGUUUGCUCCGGUGUGUCCGCAGUCGCUGGAUGAGAGGAGCAUGCUGGGAGAUAUGAUGCCGUCCUGGCUCACGGCUAACCUGGAUAUAGCGGCGACGUAUCUCACUCACCAGAGUGAGGACUGUCUCUACCUCAACAUCUACGUGCCCACUGAGGAAGACAUUCAUGAGGAGGGGGGUCAGCGGCCGGUGAUGGUCUAUGUCCACGGGGGCUCGUACACAGAAGGCACUGGCAACAUGAUGGAUGGCAGCGUGCUGGCAAGCUACGGCAACGUCAUUGUCAUAACCCUCAACUAUCGCCUAGGAGUGCUGGGAUUUCUCAGUACAGGUGACCAGGCAGCAAAAGGGAACUACGGCUUGCUGGAUCAGAUCCAGGCUCUGCGCUGGGUGAAGGAGAACAUUGCAGCCUUCGGAGGAGACCCGAGCAGGGUCACUGUGUUUGGAUCUGGAGCUGGGGCCUCGUGCGUCAGCCUGCUCACCUUGUCCCACUACUCUGAGGACCUGUUCCACAGAGCCAUUAUCCAGAGCGGCAGCGCUUUAGCCAGUUGGGCUGUUAACUACCAGCCCAGCAAGUACGCCCGGCAGCUGGGUGAAAGGGUGGGCUGCGGCAUCGACGACAGCACCCAACUGGUCGCCUGCCUCCAGGGCCGGAGUUACCGCGAACUUGUGGAGCAGAACAUAACGCCGGCCAAAUAUCACACGGCUUUUGCCCCGGUGAUUGAUGGUGAUGUUAUACCUGAUGACCCCCAGAUUCUGAUGGAGCAGGGAGAGUUUCUGAACUACGAUGUGAUGCUGGGGGUUAAUCAGGGCGAGGGCGUGAAGUUUGUGGAGGGCAUUGUGGACUCUGAGGACGGUGUCACAGCUGAGGACUUUGACUUUGCAGUGUCAGACUUUGUGGAUAGUUUGUAUGGAUACCCAGAAGGACGAGACACACUGAGAGAGAGCAUAAGGUUCAUGUACACGGACUGGGCGGACCGUGACAAUGCAGAAACCCGGCGGAAAACUCUGGUUGCACUGUUCACAGACCACCAAUGGGUUGCGCCUGCGAUUGCCACAGCUGACCUUCACGCUCAGUAUGGUUCCCCCACCUACUUCUACUCCUUUUACCACCACUGCCAGAGUGACGCCACGCCGCCCUGGGCCGACUCCGCCCAUGGUGACGAGGUGCCCUACGUGUUUGGCGUGCCCAUGGUGGGACCCACUGAUCUGUUCAACUGUAACUUCUCCAAAAACGACGUGAUGCUGAGUGCUGUUGUCAUGACUUACUGGACCAACUUUGCCAAGACUGGUGACCCAAACCAGCCGGUUCCUCAAGAUACCAAGUUCAUCCACACUAAACCGAACCGCUUUGAAGAAGUGGCCUGGUCUAAGUACACCCCUAAAGAGCAGCUGUACCUACACAUCGGCCUGAAGCCGCGUGUCAGAGACCACUAUCGUGCCACCAAAAUCUCCUUCUGGCUCCAGCUGGUCCCUCACUUGCAUCAUGUCAAUGAGCUCCUCCAGUCGGUGUCCUCCUUCACCCACAGUCCCUCUCCACAGGACGACACUCCUUAUUCUUACACGAAGCGUCUUGCCAAAGGUUGGCCGCCAAGCAGUACACGACAUCCAGGUUCACAAGGAGGCACUCCACAGCCGCCAGAGCCCGCUUUGGGCCAAGGUGGAGGGGAAGAGGGGGUCCGCGUCCCUAAUGAGGACUACUCAACUGAACUCUCAGUGACGAUUGCGGUGGGAGCGUCCCUGCUGUUUCUUAACAUCCUCGCGUUUGCGGCUCUGCUUUACAAGAAAGACAAAAGGCGUCUUGAGCACCGUCGGCCACGUCCACUUCCUCCCCCAAGACGAGACAUUACACCAGCAGAUGUUGCUGCCCACCUGCAGGGGGAGGGACUGAUGUCAUUACAGGUGAAGCAGCUGGAGUGUGACGCUGCAUCAGCAGACGAGAGGAACAACACUCACCACCAUCAUACUUUAGACACGCUGGACGCCCUGGACGGCUUGGACACCCAGGACAUCUACAGCACACUGGACACCGUGCGCCUAACCUGCCCACCUGAUUACACCCUUACUUUGCGCCGCUCACCUGACGACGUCCCCCUCAUGACCUCUCUGACCCCAGGAUCACUGCCCGUGACCCCUGGGUCACACCCUGUUACCCCGGCGACACCGAUGACCCCCAUGACACCUGGAUCAGUGGUGGGGAUGAGGAUGGGCCAUCCACACCAGGGAUACACACACCAUAGCCCAUAUAGUAAUACACACUUGCCACAUACACACAUCUCCACGCACACACACUCCACCACGCGUGUAUAACCGCAGCAAGAUACUUGCACACACAGGGACAUACUUACAACACACAAACAUACAAACACCUUCACACAUACACACAUAAAACAAAAGACUUAAAUACCUCUACUAACUACCCUGCAGGAUUGUUACAGAUGGAGUGACAGAGAGACAUUUUUAGUAACAGGAUGAAAAGAAAGACAGCUGUGUGUUGCAUGUCGGGGAACUGAAGACAAACUGGAUCCCGGGAGAUGCAGUUCUAUGCAUCAUUCGCUCUUAACCUUGAAUGAGACAAGCCAAGACAUCCAUCAAAUGUCUCAAAAACCUGCUUUGGAUAUUAAAUCUACUUUUUCUACACCUGAGGAGGAAGAGGAGGAGCGCUGUGGCAAAAGGGUCAGUUAAGGAUCAGUUUACAUCUCCUACUGUACCUGUGCUGCACAGCGAAGCAGUGCGGGGACUGAGCAGAGCAGAUGCAGAACUGAGCUAAGAAGUACCACACACACAGACUGCUGAAGUCAACUUGAACAACCUGUGAAAUGUGAAUGUAGCAUUUUUUUCCAUUAAAAGAUCAAAGGCCCUAUCUGCCAAGGAUCAAACUAAGCUGAGGAGAAAAAAAACAAAAUUUCAGCAGGAGAUGGAUGUAAAGACAGACAGAGAGGA
This is a messenger RNA of Plectropomus leopardus (leopard coralgrouper), 3897 nucleotides long. RefSeq names its product neuroligin-4, X-linked-like. Lineage: Eukaryota; Metazoa; Chordata; Actinopteri; Perciformes; Serranidae. The record is from RefSeq and is a predicted model, not a curated record. Gene Ontology annotation, molecular function: neurexin family protein binding. Gene Ontology annotation, cellular component: membrane.